AUGAGUCAAGGGGAAAGUGGAAAACCUUGGUAUAGGGAGAACGACAGUCUAGAGCGGAACAGGAAGGCUAAGAAAGCUUACGAGGCCCUGAUGACGAUAUCUAUCAGGAAACCUACAAGCCUCGCCUACAGAAGUUUCUCAAACGAAGUUAAAAGUCAAGCUGAAUACGGUAGCUUCGGCGAGGAGGAGGUGAACAGUUUUGUGGGCGCCUUUCACGACUCCUUUAUACUAUAUGCUCUCGCCUUAAAGGAGACUUUCGCCAAUAACGGUUCUAUAAGUAACGGGACAGAAAUGAUUGAAAGGAUGACGAAUAGAUCAUUUCAAGGUAUUACCGGUACUGUUAGCAUUGACGUUAAUGGAGACAGAAGUUCCGAUUUUUCUCUUCUAGACUUGGACCCGGUGUCAGGAAAUUUUGAGGCAAGUAUAUCAAGCCUAAUAUGA
Messenger RNA from Saccostrea cuccullata (small rock oyster), 441 nucleotides. Its product is annotated as receptor-type guanylate cyclase gcy-28-like. NCBI's taxonomy places the organism in Eukaryota, Metazoa, Mollusca, Bivalvia, Ostreida, Ostreidae. Gene Ontology annotation, biological process: signal transduction. Gene Ontology annotation, molecular function: natriuretic peptide receptor activity; peptide hormone binding. The transcript has 4 exons. Bases 1 to 441 code for a protein of 146 amino acids. Gene Ontology annotation, cellular component: membrane. The record is from RefSeq and is a predicted model, not a curated record.